Molecule: messenger RNA, 3376 nt
Organism: Eurytemora carolleeae
Lineage: Eukaryota; Metazoa; Arthropoda; Copepoda; Calanoida; Temoridae
Product: netrin receptor UNC5B
Exons: 9
Coding region: 240-3077 (945 amino acids)
Biological process (GO): motor neuron axon guidance; netrin-activated signaling pathway
Cellular component (GO): membrane
Molecular function (GO): netrin receptor activity; protein binding
Source: RefSeq, a predicted model, not a curated record
UUACAACUCUUAUUCAGAGCUGAGAGGACGUGAAGAGAGACAACGUGAAGAAAAAAUUGUGAAAUUGAAACUUUCUUGAUCUCGUGAAAAAAUAUCUGUUACAGGGUUAUAUUUGGUUUUUUUUCAGUGAAUUAUUUAAAUGUAUGUUCUUAAGAUGGUUUGGUCGGAUAAACCUGAAAAUCAAUCUGAACUGAGCUAAAAAGUUGCUAAAACUGUGACAUGAUCCUCUGUCAAACAAAAUGUCACUAAAUUUAAUUAUUUUCCUAACUCUUCUUUCUUCGGUCAAAUCUACGAACAAUACAGGGGCAGCAUCAGUGGAUAAGGUGGAUAAGGGAGAAGUAGAUCUAAAGAGUCAAUUCCUUCCUGAUGCUCUUCCUUCCGGAGACCCAGCGCAGUAUGCACUUCCGGUUUUCCUUGAAGAACCUGAAGAUAACUUUGUAGUAAAGUCCAAGUCCGCAGAGCUUCAUUGUAAAGUCGCGCACGCGCUCAGUGUUCAUUUCCAGUGCAAUGACGAGGUGCAGCAGCAGGCGCGCACAGAGGACCAUGUUGACCCACAGACCGGAAUACGGUUCACACAGGCAGCCGUUGAGAUCACCCGGGAUCAGGUGGAAGAAUUCUUCGGGGACUAUCAUUGUGCUUGCGUUGCAGUCUCCGGACAGGGUCAUUCUAAAUCCCGUCUCGCGUACGUCACCAUCGCGUAUUUACGAAAAGAGUUUGAGGUUCCUCCAUACUCGGACCAGAGCCAGCAAGGAAAGCAGGUUGAGAUCAGAUGUCAUCCUCCGAAGGGAAAACCUGAACCUGAAAUCUACUGGUUAAAGAACGGAGAAGAGAUCGACGAGGAGGAUCCUAGUUAUAUAAUUACAGCUGAGGGUCAUCUUAUUCUAGUAUCAGCUCGGACCCAGGACUCCGGGAACUAUACCUGCGUAGCGGAGAAUAUUGCGGGCAAACGACUCAGUAAACCAGCAGAACUCAGUAUAUACGUGUCCGGUGGUUGGUCCGACUGGAGCUCUUGGUCUGCCUGCAGUGUAUCGUGUGGGCGUGGUUUCAGGCAAAGAGGGCGUGUCUGUUCUACACCGCUUUCAGAAAAAUCCUGCCCUGGUCAAAAUAUUCAAAAGAAAAACUGUGAUUCUUCAUGUCCAGCUGUAAACGGUGGCUGGUCUUCUUGGACCUCCUGGUCAGUAUGUUCUAAGGAGUGUUCUCAAUCAAGAAGUAGAAAUUGUGACAACCCUACCCCGAGCAAUGGCGGACAUUUUUGUUUUGGAGUUGAUUACGAAAAUUCUAAUUGUGUGGGAGGUGUGUGUCCAAACGGGGUCUGGGUCGAGCCCAGUGUUGUGGGGGACGACUCUGAAGCGUCCCACCUGGGCAGCAGUGAAAUUGCCUUGUACGUCGGGUUGUCGAUGGCCGUCCUGGUUUUCCUCUUGGUUGUUCUGGUCGCCAUUAGCCUCAUCAGACGAAGACGACUUCCAAGCGGUUACGGACUCGCGCAAUCAGCCUAUGAGAGCCAGAAUAGAAAGAAGGUUCUUGGGUAUAGUCCAGAUUUGACCUCUGGAGUAACUACUGAGCUGACCUCUGUGUGUUAUGAAUAUUCUUACCCAGAUUCAAACUCAAACCUGUCCAAGGGAGGAUAUAGAGCAGCAAGUGAGCACCACUACGAGCAACCCAUGGUUCUUCUACCCAGUAGAAGUCCGGUAGAUUCUAUAGUUAAACCUCUAAUAUCAGAUACUUCAAGCAGUUCUACAGGAGGAAAUAUCAGCCCCCGGUCUGCAGGAACAUUUGACCGAAGUCCUGGAACUCUGAAUGGUUCCUCUGUUCCUCCGUGCAACCAGCUGUGUGAGUCCGGAUUCACCAAGUGGACCGCGGUCACCAGUGCCGGAGCACGUUUAACCCUACCGGAGUCAGGAAUAACAUUAACGGUCCCGGAGGGAGCAAUCAGUCCUGGACAGACCCAGGAUAUGUAUAUCAGUGUUCUUCAUGAUACAAAAUCAUUCCCGGACACAAAGGACGGACAUACCCUGCUCAGUCCUGUAGUUCUAUGUGGACCUGUUCAAGCUACACGACUUCUCAAGAAGCCUGUGAUAGUCUCCUUCCCUCACGUUGCCUCACUUCGGCAUGGUAACUGGACAGUGUCAGUAGCUAGCUCGGAUACAGAUGGAAACUCUUGGAGGAAAAUAGUUACACUAGGACAGGAAAAUAUAAAUACCAGUGUGUAUACUCAACUCGACUUAAACACGUGUCAUAUUGUCUCUGAUUCACUGGCAGGGUUUGCUCUGCUGGGAUACUCGUCUCAACUCCAACCUGCCUUUAAAUCAUUAAGAAUAGCAGCGUUUGCUCAGGAGUAUCCACAAGGAUCGGAUCUUACAGUCCGCCUCUACUGCGUACAAGACACGGACGAGGCCAUUAGGUUUGUUACAGAGACAGAGAAACAAUUUGGAGGUCGGUUGCUUGAUAAACCUGUCUCUACACUCCUGAAAUCAGGAGGGAAGAAUUUAAGAUUAUGCCUAGACCGGCUAUGCGAGGGCUGGUCAGUUCAGCCAGGAGCUAAUAUCCAGGAGGUUCCCUUUAGCCAUCUCUGGGUCAAUAGUAACCCUAACCUUCACUGUUCCUUUACCCUAAGAAAUAAGGUUCCCUGCAUGAGAAACCUAGUGAUGCAGAUUCAGAUCACACAGGAGGAAAACCCAAACAAAUGUCUUCUCAAGGUGAACACCAAUAUCUCCGGGAGCACGGGGUCGGGUGGGAAAGAAUCUAAACUCCGUCCUAGCUCCAGUGGGUGUUCUAGUAACGACUCCUACUCCAACCUUGUGUUUCGUCUACCCGCUCAAACCAAGGAGACCCUUGGUAAGAUGCUUGAUAAACCUGUGGCCGGCGGUAAUGAUUGGCGGUUGCUUGCUGAACGAUUAAAUGUUCACAGAUAUACAGCAUUCUUUGCCAGCCGUCCUAGUCCAACAGAGGCGAUCUUGAACUUGUGGGAGGCAAGAAAUCGGGAGAGCAGCGCCACCCAGGGAUUAUUGGGAAUCCUACGCGGCAUGGGGAGGAUAGACUGUGCACACUUGCUGGAGAAUGAUCUUCAGCUAGUUUAAACUGGUUUAGACUAAAAAAAUAGUGAUAUAUUUAUAAUGGAGAUAUUCUCCUUUAAUCUGUACAGUGAUGCACAGACACGGUUAGUGCAUAUUGUACAGUGUACAGUGUACACCAAAAGACGUUGUUUAAUUAGCCCGCCUUUACAUUUUUAUAUUUGUUCGAUUUUACCCUGCUUACUUAACCCCUAGGUGUUUACAUAUCAAUCCAUUCUGCUGAGAAACCAUUUACAUAUUUGGCUGUUUAGAUAAAAUGUAUUUGAUGAUAUUUAUAAAUAUAGUCAAUAUAUACACUCUGAAAA